GGAGCCUUAACGCCGCCUCAAACGGACAAACGGAGGCAAGAAAAACUCUGACAUUUUACCAGCUUUUUCGGAACUAAUAUAUAUUUGGCUGGGGAAGGGGACUGUGUACAUCGAUUAUAGUCCGAAGGUGGACAACCAGAGGUGAAGGAAAACGGGGAGAUACAUCAGAAGACCCCAGACUGCCGUAUCCCUUUGGGAGGCCCUCUACCAUCUCUGGAAGAUUCCAUCAAGUUUAGCAGUCACGUAGACACAAGAGCGCAGUCAUGGUGGCGCUGUCACUGAAGAUCGGGGUGGGAAAUGUGGUGAAGACUAUGCAGUUUGAGCCCUCCACCAUGGUGUAUGACGCCUGUCGCAUCAUCAGGGAGAGAGUUCCAGAAGCACAGCUUGGCCAGCCCAAUGAUUAUGGCCUGUUCCUGUCAGAUGAAGACCCCAAGAAAGGCAUUUGGCUGGAAGCAGGCAAAGCCCUGGACUACUAUAUGCUGAGAAAUGGGGACACACUCGAAUACAAGAAGAAACAGAGGCCACUGAAGAUUCGCAUGUUGGAUGGCACUGUAAAAACAGUCAUGGUGGAUGACUCCAAAAUCGUCAGUGAUUUGCUUAUGACAAUUUGUGCCAGAAUAGGCAUCACAAACUAUGACGAGUAUUCACUGGUGCGGGAUGUGGGUGAGGAGAAAAAAGAGGAAACCACAGGAACACUGAAGAGAGACAAAACCCUCCUGAGGGACGACAAAAAGAUGGAGAAACUCAAGCAGAAGCUUCACACUGACGAUGAGCUGAACUGGCUGGACCAUGGACGGACACUGCGUGAGCAGGGUGUUGAGGAGAUCGAGAUGCUGCUCCUCAGGAGAAAGUUCUUCUACUCUGACCAGAACGUAGACUCCAGAGACCCGGUUCAGCUCAACCUGCUCUAUGUACAGGCUCGGGACGAUAUUCUGAAUGGAUCCCACCCUGUCUCCUUUGACAAGGCCUGUGAAUUUGCCGGUUAUCAGUGCCAGAUCCAAUUUGGUGACCACAAUGAGUCAAAACACAAACCAGGAUUCCUUGAUUUGAAGGAAUUCCUACCUAAAGAGUACGUCAAGAACAAAGGGGAGAAAAAGAUCUUUCAGGCACACAAAAACUGCCAAAAUAUGACUGAGAUUGAGGCCAAAGUAAGCUACGUCAAACUUGCCCGGUCUCUAAAAACCUAUGGAGUGUCCUUUUUCUUAGUAAAGGAGAAAAUGAAAGGCAAGAACAAGCUGGUCCCUCGCCUCCUGGGCAUCACCAAGGAGAGUGUGAUGAGAGUGGACGAGAAGACCAAAGAGGUGAUGCAAGAGUGGAGCUUGACGAACAUCAAGCGUUGGGCUGCUUCACCAAAGAGCUUCACCCUGGACUUUGGAGAUUAUCAGGAUGGCUACUACUCCGUCCAGACCACUGAGGGUGAGCAGAUUGCACAGCUGAUUGCUGGGUACAUCGACAUCAUCCUCAAAAAGAAAAAGAGCAAAGACCACUUUGGCCUAGAGGGAGAUGAGGAAUCGACCAUGCUGGAAGACUCUGUUUCACCUAAAAAGUCAACAGUGGUGCAGCAGCAGUUCAAUAAGGUGGGUAAGGUGGAAACGGGCUCUGUGGCCAUGCCAGUCAUUAUGCGAUCAGGCGCAGGAGGUCCAGGGAACUUCCAGAUGGGCUCCAUGCCCCAAGCCAAGCAGCAGAUCACGAGUGGCCAGAUGCACACAGGACAUAUGCCCCCACUGACCUCAGCCCAGCAGGCCCUAACAGGCACCAUUAACUCCAGUAUGCAGGCAGUACAAGCUGCGCAGGCCUCUCUGGAUGAGUUUGAUGACCUUCCUCCACUGGGCACUGACGCGGCUGCUCAAGCCUGGAGGAAGAACAAAAUGGACGAGUCCAAGCAUGAGAUCCACUCUCAGGUGGAUGCUAUUACCGCAGGAACAGCAUCUAUGGUCAACCUCACCGCAGGUGACCCAGCAGAGACGGACUAUACGGCUGUGGGUUGUGCAGUGACCACGAUUUCUUCUAACCUGACGGAGAUGUCAAAGGGUGUGAAACUACUAGCAGCACUGAUGGAGGAUGAGGGUGGAAACGGACAACAGCUCCUCGGUGCUGCCCGGAACCUGGCCUGUGCAGUGUCAGACAUGCUGAAGACUGCUCAGCCUGCUAGCACUGAGCCUCGUCAGAAUCUUCUGCAGGCUGCAGGCAAUGUUGGUCAGGCCAGCGGAGAGUUGCUGCAGCAGAUUGGAGAAAGUGAUGCUGACCAGCAAUUCCAGUCCUUAGGCAGAGGAUCAUUCAGACACACACGACGGAUUCACCAUUAUAGUCAAAUGAUGGACAUGCUUAUGAAGCUGGCAAAGGCAGUGGCUAAUGCAGCGGCAGCUCUGGUGCUGAAGGCGAAAAAUGUGGCUCAGAAGACUGAUGACUCAGCUCAGCAGAACCGGGUCAUUGCAGCUGCCACACAGUGUGCCCUCUCCACCUCCCAGCUGGUGGCUUGUACACGGGUGGUGGCUCCUACCAUUAGCUCCCCGGUGUGUCAAGAGCAGCUGAUUGAGGCGGGGAAACUGGUGGCUAAGUCGGUGGAAGGCUGUGUGGAGGCGUCCCAAGGGGCUACCACUGAUGAGCAGCUGCUGAAGCAAGUGGGGGUGGCUGCAACAGGUGUCACUCAGGCCCUUAAUGAGCUCUUGCAGCACAUUAAGCAGUACGCAAGUGGGGGCAAGCCAAUUGGUCGCCAUGGUGAGGCGACUGAUCGCAUCCUAGAUGUAACGGAGAACAUCUUCAGCUCCAUGGGAGAUGCAGGAGAGAUGGUGCGGCAGGCACGGAUCCUGGCCCAGGCCACUUCUGACCUGGUCAAUGCCAUCAAGGCAGAUGCUGAGGGUGAGACGGACCUGGAAAACUCACGCAAGCUGCUGUCCGCUGCCAAACUUCUGGCUGACGCAACCGCCAGAAUGGUGGAGGCUGCCAAGGGUGCUGCUGCAAACCCAGACAGUGAGGAGCAACAACAGAAAUUGCGUGAGGCAGCUGAGGGCCUACGCAUGGCUACCAAUGCAGCAGCACAGAAUGCCAUCAAAAAGAGACUGGUCAACAAGCUGGAGAAUGCUGCAAAGCAGGCCGCUGCAGCUGCCACUCAGACCAUCGCUGCAGCCCAGCAUGCUGCCUCGUCUAAUAAGAACCCAGCAGCCCAGCAGCAGCUCGUUCAGAGCUGCAAGGUUGUGGCAGACCAGAUCCCUCAGCUGGUGCAGGGAGUGAGAGGCAGCCAGGCCCAGCCUGACAGUCCCAGCGCCCAACUCGCCCUCAUCGGAGCCAGCCAGAACUUCCUGCAGCCUGGAGCUAAGAUGGUGACUGCUGCUAAGGCUACAGUGCCCACUAUCAGUGACCAGGCCUCUGCCAUGCAACUGAGCCAGUGUGCCAAGAACCUGGCCAGCGCUCUGGCCGAACUUCGCACAGCUGCUCAGAAGGCUCAGGAGGCAUGUGGUCCUCUGGAGAUUGAUAAUGCUCUGACAGUGGUACGAGGCCUGGAGAGAGACAUACAGGAGGCUAAAGCCGCAGCAGCUGAAGGGACACUCAGACCCCUUCCUGGGGAAACGCUGGAGAAAUGUUCUCAGGACCUGGGCUCCAAUACCAAGGCAGUGAGCUCUGCUAUUGCCCAGCUGCUAAGUGAAGCCACACAGGGCAAUGAGAACUACACUGGCCAGGCUGCGAGGGAUGUGGCCCAGGCUCUUCGCUCUCUGGCCUCAGCUGCUCGUGCAGUGGCUGCCACCACAGAGGACACGCAGGCCCGUAAUGCCAUGCUGGACUGCGCUGGAGAUGUCAUGGACAAAUCAGCCAACCUCAUUGAAGAGACCAAGAGGGCUAUCGCUAAACCAGGAGACCCAGAUAGUCAGCAGCGGCUGGCUCAGGUGGCUAAGGCUGUGUCCCAGGCCCUGAACCGCUCUGUCAACUGUCUCCCCGGACAGAGAGAUGUAGAUAAUGCUAUUAGGACUGUGGGAGAGGCCAGCAAGAAGCUCCUCUCUGAUCAGUUCCCAGCCAGUGGGAAAAGUUUCCAGGAGGCCCAGACGAGCCUGAACCAGGCAGCUGCUGGCCUCAACCAGUCAGCAAACGAAUUGGUGCAGGCAUCACGUGGCACCACACAGGACCUGGCCAAGGCCUCGGGCAAGUUUGGCCAAGAUUUCAGCCAUUUCCUGGAGGCUGGCGUGGACAUGGCUGGUCAAUCACAGUCUAAAGAAGACCAGACACAGGUGGUGACCAACCUGAAGACUAUCUCCAUGUCGUCCAGCAAGCUGCUGCUGGCAGCCAAGGUUCUGUCCACUGACCCGAACUCCCCCAACCUGAAGAACCAACUCGCUGCUGCAGCACGCGCGGUAACUGACAGCAUCAACCAGCUGAUCACCAUGUGUACCCAGCAGGCCCCGGGACAGAAGGAGUGUGACAACGCACUUAGGGAGCUUGAGACGGUGCGGGGCAUGCUGGAGAACCCCACUGAGGCAGUGAAUGACCUGGGCUACUUUGACUGUAUCGAUAGUGUUAUGGAAAACUCAAAGAUUUUGGGUGAAGCUAUGGCUGGCAUCUCCCACAACGCGAAGAACAGUAACCUGCCUGAGUUUGGAGAUGCAGUGAGUUCAGCCUCCAAAGCCCUCUGUGGCCUUACUGAAGCUGCUGCCCAGGGUGCCUUUCUGGUUGGUGUCUCUGACCCAAACAGCCACGCUGGACAGAAGGGCCUGGUCGAUCCAGCUCAGUUCGCCAAAGCCAAACAGUCUAUUCAGAUGGCCUGCCAGAACCUUGUGGACCCAGCCUGUACUCAGUCCCAGGUUCUCUCUGCUGCCACAAUUGUUGCCAAACACACCUCCGCCCUCUGCAACGCCUGCCGCCUGGCCUCCUCCAAAACAUCCAAUCCUGUUGCUAAGCGACAGUUUGUCCAGAGUGCCAAAGAGGUGGCGAACAGCACAGCCAACCUUGUCAAGUCCAUCAAAGCCCUGGAUGGAGCCUUUAACCAGGAGAACAGACAGAAAUGCAAGGCUGCGACAGGGCCGCUAAUUGAAGCUGUGGAUAACCUCACUGCUUUUGCCUCCAACCCAGAGUUUGCCAGUGUGCCUGCGCAGAUCAGCCCAGAGGGUCUGGCUGCCAUGGAGCCCAUAGUGGCGGCGGCUAAAACCAUGCUGGAGAGCUCAACAGGCAUGAUUCAGACAGCUCGCUCACUGGCUGUCAACCCCAAAGACCCACCCAAGUGGUCAGUGCUGGCUGGCCAUUCCAGGACCGUGUCAGACUCCAUCAAGAAACUUAUCACCAAUAUGAGAGAAAAAGCCCCAGGCCAGAGGGAAUGUGAUGAGGCCAUCGAAGUUCUGAAUAACUGCAUCCGUGAGGUGGAUCAGGCUUCUCUUGCUGCCAUUAGUCAGCAGCUCACGCCCAGAGAUGACAUCUCUCACGAGGCUCUGCAUGAGCAGAUGGCAGGCUCCGUGCAGGAGAUCAGCAACCUGAUUGACCCAGUGGCCAUUGCAGCCCGCUCUGAUGCCUCCCAGCUGGGACACAAGGUGUCUCAGAUGGCGAGCUACUUCGAGCCACUCAUCAUGGCAGCCAUUGGCACAGCGUCCAAGAUCUUAAAUAGUCAGCAGCAGAUGAAUGUGCUGGACCAAACUAAGACUCUGGCAGAGUCAGCCUUGCAGAUCCUCUACACAGCCAAAGAAGCUGGCGGCAACCCAAAGGCUGCCCACACACAGGAGGCUCUGGAGGAGGCUGUUCAGAUGAUGAAGGAGGCAGUGGACGACCUAGCUGGGACACUGGCCGAAGCAGCCAGUGCAGCAGGUGCUGUGGGUGGCAUGGUGAACUCAAUCAGCCAGGCCAUCAACAGGAUGGAGGACCCUGCAGUGGAGCCUGAGGGAAGCUUUGUGGAUUACCAGACCACCAUGGUGAAGACAGCCAAAGCCAUUGCAGUAACUGUGCAGGAGAUGGUUACCAAAUCAAACACCAACCCUGAUGAGCUGGGAGGCCUGGCUGGUCAGCUGACCACUGAGUUUGGAGACCUGGCCUCGGAGGCCAAAUGUGCUGCCAUCACUGCCGAGAACGAUGAGAUCGGCUCCCACAUUAAGAAGCAGGUAACAGAGCUGGGCUACAGCUGUACUGGGCUUGUCACUAAAGCGGGAGCACUGCAGUGCAGUCCCAAUGAUUCCAUCACCAAGAAGGAACUCAUUGACAGCGCCCGCAAAGUCUCUGAGAAAGUGUCUCAUGUGUUGGCAGCGCUGCAGGCCGGUAAUCGUGGCACUCAAGCAUGCAUCACAGCUGCCAGUGCAGUGGCUGGCAUCAUCGCUGACCUCGAUACCACCAUCAUGUUCGCCACAGCAGGCACUCUGAAUCGGGAAAAUGCAGAGACCUUCGCUGACCACAGAGAGAACAUCCUGAAGACGGCUAAGGUUCUUGUGGAAGACACAAAGCUGUUGGUGUCUGGAGCAGGAGCCAGUCAGGAGAAACUGGCCCAGGCAGCCCAGUCCUCGGUCAGCACCAUCACCAAACUGGCCGAUGUGGUCAAGCUUGGGGCUGCCAGCCUGGGCUCCGAGGACCCUGAGACACAGGUUGUCCUGAUCAAUGCAGUCAAAGAUGUGGCCAAAGCUCUGGGUGACCUCAUCAGAGCCACGAAGGCAGCUGCAGGCAAACCUCAUGAUGAUCCUGCCAUGCUGCAGCUCAAGAAUUCAGCCAAGGUAAUGGUUACGAAUGUGACAUCCCUGCUGAAGACCGUGAAGGCGGUGGAGGACGAGGCCACUAAAGGCACACGGGCGCUGGAGGCCACCAUCGAGCACAUUAAACAGGAGCUGGCUGUGUUCAGCAGUCCAGAUCCUCCUCCAAAGACAGCCACCCCUGAGGAGUUUAUCCGCAUGACCAAAGGCAUCACACUGGCCACAGCGAAGGCUGUGGCUGCUGGCAACUCUUGUCGGCAGGAGGACGUGAUUGCGACAGCCAACCUGAGCAGAAGAGCCAUUGCUGACAUGCUGCACUCCUGCAAGCAAGCAGCCUACCACCCUGAGGUGAGCAACGAGGUUCGGACUCGUGCUCUGCGCUUUGGAACAGAGUGUGCCAAUGGCUAUCUGGGCCUCCUGGAGCAUGUGCUUGUGAUUAUCCAAAAGCCCACUCACGACCUGAAGCAGCAGCUGGCAAGCUUCUCCAAGCGGGUGGCAGGUUCUGUCACUGAGCUCAUCCAAGCAGCUGAGGCCAUGAAAGGCACCGAGUGGGUGGAUCCCGAGGACCCUACUGUCAUCGCCGAGAACGAGCUGUUGGGUGCAGCAGCCGCCAUCGAAGCUGCUGCCAAGAAACUGGAGCAGCUAAAGCCACGAGCCAAGCCCAAGUUUGCACUGGGACGGAAGGAGGCUGAUGAGAGCCUAAACUUUGAGGAGCAGAUUUUGGAGGCAGCCAAGUCCAUCGCUGCAGCCACCAGUGCACUGGUGAAGGCUGCAUCUGCUGCACAGAGAGAGUUGGUGGCUCAGGGCAAGGUCGGCGCCAUCCCAGCAAAUGCAGUGGAUGACGGACAGUGGUCUCAGGGUCUCAUUUCAGCGGCCCGUAUGGUAGCAGCCGCCACCAAUAACUUGUGCGAAGCAGCUAACUCGGCAGUACAGGGUCAUGCUAGUGAGGAGAAACUCAUCUCCUCAGCCAAGCAAGUGGCUGCUUCUACUGCCCAGCUCCUUGUGGCCUGCAAGGUCAAGGCUGACCAGGACUCGCAAACCAUGAAGAGAUUGCAGGCUGCUGGCAACGCUGUGAAGAAAGCUUCAGAUAACCUGGUGAAGGCCGCGCAGAAGGCUGCUUUCGAAGCCCAGGAUGACCAGGCCGUGAUGGUGAAGAGCAGGAUGGUGGGUGGCAUCGCUCAGAUCAUUGCUGCUCAGGAAGAGAUGCUGAGGAAGGAGAGAGAGUUGGAGGAAGCUAGGAGGAAGCUGGCCCAGAUCCGACAGCAGCAGUACAAGUUCCUGCCCUCAGAGCUGAGGGAGGACGGCCAGGAGCAGUAAGGGUGGCUCUGGACCCCCCCAUGCUUAUACACGUACACAGCGAGCACACACACACACGAGCCAACCACUCAGGGCUCCUGGGCCUGAGCACUUCUUCUAUUCAAGAGUUUCGCUACAAUCACCGGCUAGCAGGCUUGCAGGAGCAACAUUGGGGCUAAAAAUUAAAGAGAUGCAAUGGGUAAAAAUUAAACAAUAUAUCAGGAUGUCUAUUUUAAGUUGUUUAUUUCUUUGUUUAUUUGUCCCUUUUAUGAGCAUUCACCGUGCCACCUGUUUUUUUGUUUUGUUUUUUUUUUGGUCAUUUUGGCUUUUUUCCUCUUUUGCACAGUGUAUGCAAGUAACUGCGCUUUUAAUAGAGCAUUGUGAUUAAGUUAGUGGUAGAUUCGAUAGAUUUAGUUUGACAUAUCUAGAAUGCAUGGGUCCUUACUGCAGCUACACUUGUUUUAAUUUUCAGUACUCCUUUCACCUGCCUCAGCUGACCUUUGGUUGUUGAACAAUAGUAUUUUUUGUGAGUUGAUUGACUAGAUGUGAAGAGGUUUAUGGUGUCUGGGUUAAGUGCAUCCACUAACCAAGACUUAGGGUUUUUACAGAGAUACAUACAGGUUCCCUGGAUUGACCAAAGUGAGGGGUACAGCAACAGUGAGCAGAGGGAGGACAUUUUUUAAACAGUGUUUGAAACGUUUCCAAAGACGACGUGGCGUGGUUGGUUGGAAUGUGUAGGUUGUGAUGGCUACCAUUGGACCAUGGGUGCAAUGAUUAACUUUGCGAUGAAACAAUUCAUAGAGAAAAAACAUAUCAUUUUUUUAAAAAAGAAAAGAAUAAAGCUAUGAAAAUGUUACAAAUGGUAUCUUCUAUUAAAUUUAUAUGUUAAUACAUUUGUCAGUGUUUUGUUGUUUGUAUGAACAGUAAAGUCUACUGGCAGUUCUGUCAGACAUUUGUUGUGGAGUAUAAAAGCCAUAUUUUUAUCAGUUUUUUGUUUCAGAUCAUGAAUAUUAUUGAUUAGUUUGGUGCUAUGCAAAGAUUGAAUUCCACAUUGACUUUAACUGAUAGCAUCAAAUGACUGUAAUAGUAGACUGAAAGGAUUAAUACAGAUAACAGUCUGUAAUUUGCAGAAUAAUUUGAGAACAUUUUGAUGGUAUAAUCCUCAUCAGUGUUUGGUGUUAACAAUAAUGCCACAAACUUAAAUAGCUAGACAUGAACAUAACAGUUAUGUUGCAUUCAAGUGCCUGCAUAUGUUUUUAUAAUUGUUUAUACAUAACUGUUAACAUUUUCCCAUUUUAAGUGCACUUAGUUCUCUGUCUAACUUAAAUCAUAUAAAUUCACUCUUUUCCAAAGACA
Messenger RNA from Pygocentrus nattereri (red-bellied piranha), 9299 nucleotides. It is a transcript of the gene tln1, whose product is annotated as talin 1. The record is from RefSeq and is a predicted model, not a curated record. The transcript is spliced from 59 exons. Gene Ontology annotation, biological process: platelet aggregation. Gene Ontology annotation, cellular component: focal adhesion; plasma membrane; ruffle. The coding region runs from base 264 to 7964 and encodes 2566 amino acids. NCBI's taxonomy places the organism in Eukaryota, Metazoa, Chordata, Actinopteri, Characiformes, Serrasalmidae. Gene Ontology annotation, molecular function: integrin binding; structural constituent of cytoskeleton; actin filament binding.